Molecule: messenger RNA, 584 nt
Organism: Momordica charantia (bitter melon)
Lineage: Eukaryota; Viridiplantae; Streptophyta; Magnoliopsida; Cucurbitales; Cucurbitaceae
Source: RefSeq, a predicted model, not a curated record
CCUCAAUUUAGGGUUUCGUUGGCGAAACGAAGCCGAAAUUUGAAGACAAUGGCGAAGUUCAAUGUAGUUCAGAGGCAGAGACGAGCUCACAAAGCUCAGGUGAAGAGGGACGUCCAUGGCGAUCCCUUGACCAAGAAGCUCAAGAUCAAGAAACAACCUACUUAUGUAUCCAGCAAGCGCAAGCGCAAGUUGAUGAAGAAAAAACGCAGAGAAGAAAAGGAAGCUUCGCAGAUGGGUCUGACGAACAUGGAAGAUGUUGAAAUGGCUGUUGCUGAAGGACUUAAAAACACCAACCGUACGUCGACCAAGUUCCAUAUGAAGAAGAGCGUUAGGCUCAGGCAAUUAAGGAGCAAAGAAGGUAAGAAGAGUAUAGGAAAAUCUUCUUCCAGUUCAGUUUCUGCAGCAUCAGGCGAUGCUAUGGUAGUAGAAUAGGUGAUGAAAAAGUUCUUUUUUUGGUUAUAUUUUGUAACUGGAUGCCCCUACUUCUACUGUUAUAUUAUAAUGGCUCGUAUUGCUGCAAAUAUUUGUAGCUUUGAAGGAGAAGGUUCUAAUCAAAAGUUAAGAAUUGAACUGUAAAAAAUAAA